Molecule: messenger RNA, 1877 nt
Organism: Osmia lignaria (orchard mason bee)
Lineage: Eukaryota; Metazoa; Arthropoda; Insecta; Hymenoptera; Megachilidae
Biological process (GO): fatty acid metabolic process
Cellular component (GO): cytoplasm
Molecular function (GO): fatty-acyl-CoA binding
Source: RefSeq, a predicted model, not a curated record
AUGACGACGGAAGAACAGUUUCACGCGGCUGUUAAUGUGAUCCGGAAUCUGCCAAAAAAUGGAGCAUAUCAACCUAGCAAUGAAGUUAUGCUACGUUUUUAUGCAUAUUAUAAACAAGCAACAGAGGGACCAUGCGAACAACCAAAGCCUGCAUUCUGGGAAGUAAUUAAAAAGGCAAAAUGGGAUGCUUGGACACGUUUAGGAAACAUGAGUAAAACAGAGGCUAUGAAUAAUUAUGUGGAAGAACUGAAAAAGAUCGUAGAAACAAUGUCUUAUACAGAUAAGGUAGCUACAUUUUUAGACAGUUUAGAUACAUUUUGCGAUAAUGUCCCACCUGAAGAUCUGGAACUACUUCUUGGCCCAGUUUUAGAUCGUAUGCGUUCGCAACCUGAUUUACCAUUAUCUGGUUCGCCUCUAGCAUCAAGGGAAACAUCACCGCAUAGAUCUUGCAAUGUGUCUCGGCAUAUUGCUAGUAGUUUAGAAACUAGCCCAGCCAGUAGCCACAGUGUCAGUCCACCUGACACCGAUGGAGAAGAAGAAGAAGAAGAAGAAGAAGAAGAAGAAGAAGAAGAAGAAUUUAUAGAUACCGUCGAAUCUGCUCCAGAACGAUCGCAAAAGGACACGAUAAAAGGUUCGAAUAAUACUCAAAAAAUAUCUAAUGGAUUGAAUAGUACUACUGACAAAGCUGCCGAAUCAAAAGAAAGUCAACCUUCAGAAUUAAUUAAUGGAUACACUAAUACAAAUGGUCACACAGAAACGGUAACAGAAAGUAAACAAGAGAAAAAUAAACAGCGUACUAAAAAGGAUGAGAAAACCAAUGCUGAAUUUAUGAAUCAAAUAGCUACAACUAUGCAAAAUUUACAAAGAGAUUUAGAUAGAAUAACGGCUAGAGUCCGUUGCUUAGAAGGUCAAACACUGCAAGCAUUGAUGCCACAAAUAAAGCAGCCUACAUCUUCGUACCCACAGUGGUGGCCUUUACCAGAAUGUUCACCCCGGUUAUUCAGUAUUUUAAUUUUAUGGCCGUUCGUAGUACAAUUUUUAAUUACUUUAACACAACGUUAUCGUCAGCGGAGACUGUGAUUUAAUCAUUACUGUUAUCUCGUUCAAAGUAUAUUCCACUUCUUAAUAUUAGAUAACGUUAAGUGCAAAUAAUAUAAAGUUUUUAUAAGAAUUAUAAUUCAGAAGCAAGUUUCUGUAAUUGAAAUAUAUAUAUAUAUAGUAUAUAUAUAUUUGGCCAAAAGUAAGGAUAAAAUGAUCCCAGUUUCCCAUAAAUUAUCAUUAAUCGUGUAAAAGUUUGAAAUUUGUUCCAUGAACUGUUUACAUUUAAAAAAUAUGUGUACAGUAAUUGUAUAGAAAGAUUUAUUUAUUUUAAAGAUUGAAAGAAUCAGAGAAAGAUUUUAUCGGUAUCUGUGCGUUAAUAUAUUAAAAACAGCUGAAUUAAUAUAAUCCUUUAUGUACAAUAGAUAGUUACAUGUAUGUAUUCAUAUAUUGUAAUAUAGAAAAGAAAUUAUAUACAAAUUUUAUACUGUAAAUUCAGGUUAAAGGUAUAAAAUAGAAUAUAUUAUAAUGUGCAAUUCUGUUUUUAAAAAAAUUACGAUCUAUUUAGGAUAAUAGUAUAGCUGUUCUCGAUAGCACCACAGAAUCCUUUUUUCAUUUUCAUAUAAUUUUAAGUUGAAAACAGAUAUACUAUAAAACUCGUGUACAAAUGUUGUAUAAAAAUGUGCAAUUUUUAAUCGUAUAUUGUAAUAAUAUUUAUAGUUUGUACUUGUUUUGCAGAGCUUUUAUUAAGUAGUACAACUAUGAAUGAUGAUAAGACUUGUCUCAUCAUACAUUAAUAUUUUUCACUUUGUACAAUUUCAAUAAAAUAUUAAAAAGUA